GCCUUCUGCGCCGAUCGUCCUACAGUCCAUCAUUCCGAAAGCCCAUGGCCUGUCUUGCGGCUCUGGUAGGAUCUUUCGUCUUUUUACAGACCUAGUGGUGGUACAUUUAUUCUCCGAUCCUUGAAUUGCUAUCUCCAAGGCAUUCUCAGUGUGGCAAUGCUGUGAAGCUGAUAGGGGGCCCUGGGAGGAGGCCGUCGCUUAGGAAAUUGGAGCAGUGCGGUACCUCGUGAAUUUUGCAUCGUGGUUCUGAAGUUGGGUCCCGAGGUUUCUGUGUGCAUUUGAGAAGGGCGAUCGUUUACUCUGCAGCGUGGGUGAGGAUGGCGAUGGCUAUGGCACCCACGCAUCUGUGCGCGACGAAGGGGGCACUAGGCAUUACGCAGCCAUCGUCGUCAAAAGACGCCCCAAAGUGUGGUGAAAUGAUGAAUGGCAUGGUGUCGUUCCAGGGACUUCGCACGACGGCGCUGACUCACCGGGUCGAGCAGAUGAGCGCAAUGUCGCUUGUAGGGAAGGUGAAGGCGCGCUCUGUGGUGUCACACCGGCGACCUGCAGCUGGAGCUCGGUGCUCCACCACGAAUGGCAGCGGUGGGCGAAACCACAGCGGCAUGAGCAUCAUUUUUGUGGCAGCUGAGGUUGCCCCCUGGAGUAAAACUGGAGGACUUGGUGAUGUUCUUGGGGGUCUUCCUCCCGCCCUCGCUGCGCGUGGUCACCGCGUGAUGACUGUUUCCCCUCGAUACGACCAGUACAAGGAUGCUUGGGAUACCAGCACUCCUACCGAGAUUACCAUUGGCGACAGGACCGAGAUGGUCAACUUCUUCCACACCCACAAGCGAGGUGUUGAUCGGAUCUUUGUGGAUCACCCUCUUUACCUUUCAAAGGUGUGGGGCAAAACAGGUAGCAAGAUUUACGGUCCUAGAUCGGGAGAAGACUACGAUGACAACCAAUUCCGGUUCAUGCUUCUCGCUAAGGCGGCAAUUGAAGCGGCCAAGGUGCUCAGCCUUGACAGCAAUGAGUACUUUAACGGCCCAUAUGGUGAAAAUGUUGUCUUUGUGGCCAACGACUGGCAUACUGCUCUACUUCCAUGCUAUCUUAAGAGUGAAUACAAGCCUGCUGGGCAAUUCGAAAAUGCCAAGGUGGCCUUCUGUGUGCACAACAUCGCUUACCAAGGAAGGUUUGCUUUCGCUGACUUUGAUAAAUUAGGCCUACCAGACAAGUUCCGGAGCUCAUUCGACUUCAUCGAUGGAUACGAGAAACCAGUGAAGGGUCGUAAGAUCAACUGGAUGAAGGCUGGGUUUUUGGAAUCAGAUUUGAACAUGACAGUCAGCCCCAACUAUGCUUCUGAAUUGUCUUCCGGAGUUGACAAAGGUGUGGAACUUGACACAAUAGUACGAAUGGAAGGAAUUAUAGGUAUUUGCAACGGGAUGGAUGUUCAGGAGUGGGACCCCUCGGCUGACAAGUACCUGGACACCCCUUACGAUAUUAGCACGGUCUUCGAUGCCAAGCCUGAGUUAAAGGCGGCGUUGCAAGCCGAGGUUGGACUGCCAGUUAGGCCAGAUGUCCCUCUUUUUGGAUUCAUUGGAAGACUGGAAGAACAAAAGGGGUCUGACAUACUGGCAGAGGCUGUAAAGGAUUUCCUGAUGGAUGAUGUUCAGCUCAUUGUGCUGGGAACUGGAAAGAAACAUCUCGAGAAGCAACUUGAAGAACUAGAUUCGUUAUUUCCUGACAAGGCUAUUGGAGUGGUGAAAUUCAACACUCCUUUGGCACACAUGAUCACAGCUGGAGCAGAUUUUCUUCUAGUUCCUAGUCGGUUUGAGCCUUGUGGUCUCAUCCAGUUACACGCCAUGCGCUACGGAACGGUGCCUGUUGUGGCAUCAACAGGUGGGCUCGUUGACACGGUGGAGGAGGGUGUUACGGGAUUCCAAUGCGGCAAAGCCUUCAACGUUGACUGUGAAGUAGUUGACCCAGCGGAUGCCGAACUGCUGUCGGCCACCGUGAAGAGGGCUGUCAAGAUCUACGGAACCGCUCAAUACAAGAAGAUGAUCAGGAAUUGCAUGAGCCAAGACUUGUCCUGGAAGGAUCCAGCACGCAAGUGGGAGGAUUCACUCUUGGGACUUCAAGUGGAGGGCAGUGGGCCUGGACAGGAGGGCGAGGAGAUUGCUCCCAAAGCAAAGGCUAACGUUGCAACCCCUUGAGUUCGACACACACCACCACUAGCAGCUUGCAUUCAUUGAUGUGCUGUACACGCAAAGUCGAGAACUGCCAGAUUCCGGCGCCUUCUUCGCGACGAUUAUUAUUUGUUUAACCAUUCAUCUUACUACUUGUCGGGGUCUGCAUUGACUUCAUAGCUGCUGUGGAUCCAAACGGAUGUAGAGCAUAGUGUAGGGGAUGAUGCGGAAAACAUCUGCUGGCGUCAAGAUCAUAGCUUUUGCAGCCAGAUUUAUUGAAUUUGUAGGAAUCUUGAGAGUUUGAGUGGUUCUACCUAAGACGGAUUUGGGUAAUGAGGAAAUGGUGGUGGCUAGCGCCAGCCAAAUCCAUGGUUUCGCUGCUUAACGGAAUCUGUUUUUUUAAUUUUUUUUCUUCACCGAUUCUUGGUUGUAAAACACAGUCCUUGUAAACCUGACACCUUGUGAUAAAUGAAUGCGAGUACAAUAAGUACUUUAGCGUAUACUGUUAGACUA
Messenger RNA from Physcomitrium patens, 2675 nucleotides. RefSeq names its product granule-bound starch synthase 1, chloroplastic/amyloplastic. NCBI's taxonomy places the organism in Eukaryota, Viridiplantae, Streptophyta, Bryopsida, Funariales, Funariaceae. Gene Ontology annotation, molecular function: alpha-1,4-glucan glucosyltransferase (UDP-glucose donor) activity. The record is from RefSeq and is a predicted model, not a curated record.